AGGUAAAACUCAUUGAUUCAACAAUUUUUACAUGGUAGUUCACCAUAAUAUAUCUCUUAUCUAUGAUAGUUCACUUCUCGUCUAUGGUUCACUUUAUCAUUGACUAUAAAAAAAUAGGUUGCUAGGAUAAAGUUGUUGAGUCAAUAAUUUUAAAUUAUGCUUAUAAUGGAAAAAGAUUGGAUAACGUUGUUAAAAAAUGCCAAAAAAACAUGUAUUAGUCAAAAUAAUUUACGAAAAGUUCAUUACGAACUAGAAGAUGGUCAGGAAAUGGUUGAAGAAUAUAAUAUGGAUACCGAGGUUUUAACACGAAGAGCAUGGCGAAAAAAAUCAAAAAUUAAAAGCAAUGAUGAAUGGGACAUAGAGAUUGGAGAUCCUGAACCAAAGUUAGCUGAAAAUGAAUCACUUAUUAUUCAAGAAAACUCAAACCAGCCGUUCAUUACCAAACGAAUUACAAAAAAAAAUAUUGAAUGGAGAAUAAGAAAUUUAUCAUAUCCUAUAGAAACGUACAAUGUAACAGCUGAUAGUACUAAGAAUAAGAUAAUAGUUAGCACAUCCAACAAAAAAUAUUAUAAAGAAAUUAGUAUACCAGAAUUAAAACGAGUCAAUCUGUUACCAGAGCAAAGCAGUCUGUGUAUUUCACAUAAGUUUAAUACUUUAAUUAUAACUUAUAAAAAACCAAACAAAUUUUUGGAAUUAGAAAACAUAAUUUUUGAGGAAGUAAAGAAGUUAGUACCUAAAAAUGAUGGAGUAGGUGAUUGCAAACAAAGUUAAAAAACAUUUAAAAUUAAUAUUUAAACAGUGGGUUUAAUUACUAAAUAUAGUUUUAUAUCUAUGAUGA
This is a messenger RNA of Agrilus planipennis (emerald ash borer), 838 nucleotides long. Its product is annotated as protein DPCD. Lineage: Eukaryota; Metazoa; Arthropoda; Insecta; Coleoptera; Buprestidae. The record is from RefSeq and is a predicted model, not a curated record. The transcript has 2 exons. The coding region runs from base 157 to 771 and encodes 204 amino acids.